Stomoxys calcitrans (stable fly) is the source of this 4601-nucleotide messenger RNA. RefSeq names its product protein suppressor of variegation 3-7 (gene Su(var)3-7). Gene Ontology annotation, molecular function: DNA binding; zinc ion binding. Bases 102 to 4229 code for a protein of 1375 amino acids. Lineage: Eukaryota; Metazoa; Arthropoda; Insecta; Diptera; Muscidae. The record is from RefSeq and is a predicted model, not a curated record. The transcript is spliced from 9 exons.
UUGACAGACGAAUGAUAGCCUAGUGAAAUUUCCAUUAGGCGACGCGACCUAAAAUUAAUUUUAAAAAGCUUUAAACAAAUAAUAAAGAACAUUGGUCAAAAAUGGAGGUUGUUGUUCCCGAUUUUGAUGUCCAGAAUAGUAAAUCAAAUCAUGCAAUGGAUGAUGGCGCAUCCGUUUUAGAACUGCCAAACGAGGUUGCUGAAGUGGACACAUUGAAAAAGAGUGACCCUUUAAAUACGCAUGGGUCUUUGUCGGUAAACCCAAAAAACAACCCAACAGAAUACGUGGUUCUAUCCCUAUCGAAUCAAUGUAACGAAUCAAUGGAUAACCACAAAUCUUCUGAUGGUGUCAAGGACGAAAUUGCCAUUAUUGACUCUUCAAUGCAAGAUAGUUUAGAAAAUGAUCCGAUGGAUUUGUUAGAAUUGAACGACCAAAAUAGUAUUUCAACAAACGAUGAGGAGGUUGAUGAUGAUAGGUGUUCGACAGGAUCAUCAUCAGUGCAAACGUCUUGUAGUUCGAGUAAUGUGUUGGAAUGGUGCAAAGAUUAUUCGUGGUUGCUGUACGAGGAAAGCGACGAAAUGUAUGGGCAUUGUCUGCACUGUGACGUGAAAAUAAACGUGCGAAGUUUAAGUUUCGUAAAGCAACAUGAGAUAUCCAUGUACCACAAAGAACGCAGCGAUUAUUAUUUGGCUUUUCGUGAAGAGGAAGAAAGAAAUAAUCUUGGCACGCCCUUAUUCGAAAUUAAACAAGAAUUUGGAACAAACAGCUAUAUUGCAGCACUAAAACUCAAACGUAAAUCGCAAGCCGAAGCUCUAAAUAAUUACAAUUGGCGAAGAUGGCUUGAGGAAUGCCCUUGGUUAGAGCGCGACAAUCCUGUUGGUACUGUUGGUCGAUGUAAGUAUUGCAAAAUACGACUGAACGUAGAAUUUUCGUACCUACGGAAACGGCACCAAGAUACUGGGAAACACAAAGAAUGUGUUAAAAUGCAGAACAGCAACCAUUCCAAUAACAGUACAGACGAAGAAAAUGAUGAAGAGGAAAAAAAUGGAAUAAGGAAAGAUCGAUAUCGUUGGAGUGAAGUAGUAGAGGAUCAACAAGGAACACUGCGAUGCAAGAUAUGCGAGACGAAAACGGGAAAGAACAACUAUCCGCGGCAUUUACGCACUGCAUCACAUAUACAGAAUGAAGCAAAAUAUUUAAAAAGCUUAAAAGUGGACAAGUUUAACAAGUGUAAUCCAGUAACAACUGCUGUUGAGGACCACGACAAUGUUUCUCCAAAAAGCCCAAUCAGUUGGGAUGUGUACGCAAAACAACAUCCUUGGCUAGUUGCAGAUUCUUCAGAUCCUAGAUUUGCUUAUUGUAAAUAUUGCGAAAAACGAGUCCUUUUCGGAAAUUCCGCAGCUAAAAGAGCAACUCACGAAAAUAGCAUUCAACAUAAAAACCAAGCAAAGCAGUUCAAGGAGAGAGGCGCUGACGGGCAAAACAUAAAUUCGUGUGGGAGUGAGGAUGAAGAAACAAAUGGUGAUGCUGGUGAAAGUGAACAGUCUAACGAAGAAACAGAGGAAGAGGAUGAUGGUGAAAAAGGUCGAAACAGUUCCCAAGGUGAGGAAGAUGCAGAGGAAACACAGGAAGAGCAGAAUGAGGGCGAGGACUCCUCGGAUUCGGACGGAGAAGUAGCAACACAAACCAGAAAGUCUGUUGGAGAAAAAAAUGAUUCUAGGAAGCGCAUAAGCCGUCACGAUGUUGAAUGGUACGAUCAGUAUCCGUGGUGCACAAAGUACAAAGCUGAUCCUGUGAACUACUGUUUUUGCAAGUACUGCAAAAUAGCUAUUAUAAAAACAUACAGUAGAAGCAAACACAACAAAACUGCUCGUCAUCGGGCGGCAGAAGCUGAAUUCCUACGGAGACAAAAGAAGAAGAAAACAUUAUUCAAAUCGAAAAAGCUGGAAGAAUUCUCUGAAUGGGCAGUUGAUAUUAAGGCGCAACCUAAUUUGUACUAUUGCAAAUACUGCCGUGUUCGUAUAUCAACUCGCUAUAGUAAGAAGCAGCACGCAGCAAGUAAAAUUCAUCAAAUUAAUCAGAAUUUAUAUAACCCUACCAGGAAAAAAAACUCAAAGUUAGUUAAAAGGGAAGUGAUUGUGGAAGAAGCCAGCUCUAGCCACCAACGUAAUGAAUCGUCCCCGAAACCUGCUAUAAAAGUACCAUCAUUCCUUACCUUAGUUAAGCAAUGGCAAAAGAGAUUUUCCUGGUUGACUUAUAAACGCAGAGAAGUGCGGUCAAACUAUGCGUUUUGCAAGGUGUGCGAACAGUCAUUGUAUAUACGAUCCAUAAAAAAUGUUUAUAAACAUCAGCGUUCUGGAAAGCACUUCCGCACGGUAAACCAGUUGCGAAGGCAAAAACUGCAAGAAGAGCGAACACGUAAUGAGGCCAUGAGUACACAAGAAAGCGGCAAAUGCCCAAAGCGUGAAGCUGAAUCCACUACAUCUGCGCGCCGCAAUAUUUUAAAAAAACCAAACACACAAGAAUUAGACAAACCCGAAAACGAGCCCCAACAAAAUAGUUCAUACAAGAACACCUUAGAGGAAAUGCAAAAGCUCUUCUCCUGGAUAGAGCAAUCUAAGAAACCACUUCAUGUUCAUUGUCGAUAUUGCGAUAAUGAUGUUUAUUACAAGACAUUAUUUUUGAGGAACCAUAGCAAUUCAAAGACGCACCGACAGGCAGUAGUUAAGCAACAUCAAGUAGCCAAAGCAAAGCGAGAAAAACGGAGACAUAGCGAACAAAACACUGACAAUGAAGUUGAUGAUAUUGAACUGGUAGAUAAUGAUAUAGAAGAAAUUUUAAUAUCCGAGCAAGAUGACAAUUGGACCGUCAAGUCGGAAAAUAUGGAUGAACACGAAGUCCUAGAUUAUUUAUUGCAACGAUCCGGAAAAACCAACGAAAAUAACAAUUCAUGUAGAAAUGCUGCGGAACGUUCCAAGCGCGCCAAAAGAACCCGUUCUCAAAGGAGAGUAAAUGAAACUAACGCAUCGUCGUUAUUUGCCAGUAUUUUAUCUACACCCCUUACACUUGCUUCCUGCUUGGGGCCGCUGAUACAACAACAAGUACAGCAACAGAUUACCAAUACUUCUCAAGCACCAUCGUCAGGAUCAGCCGCUUCUUCUCAAGCUGCACACACAAAUUCGGAACAAGAGAAUUCAUUUGAUUUAUUUUUCAAAAGUGUAAGUGAAUCAAUGAAAAAAUUGCCAAUAGACAUAGCCGCGGAGGGGAAGGUGAAGGUGAUGCAAAUUUUAUGCGACUUAGAGUUAAAAGCAAUGAAGAGACAACACCAAGCAAAUAUCGAGGUAGUCGAAACAACGUUAGAACAAAAUCAAAAUAGAGUUGUAAAUUCUGCUGAGAUGAGUGAUUCAAUUAAUUCCAGCAUACCAGAGGAGCCCGCAGACACCAGCACCGCAACAGAAGUAACGAACAAUAAGCUGACACCCAAAGUUCAGCAUGAUAAUUUUGUGAGUGAACAAGUUAUUACCCCGCUUUACAACAAUGUUGUUACAUCGCCAGCCAAGGUCCAGCAACCGAGAGUCGUUUCAUUGGCACCAACCGGCAGUUCGUUUACAGUUAGCACUGCCGGUGAUGCCAAUAAAGAAAAAUCUAUCAACGUAUGCCAAUCGCCUAUUAUUGGCGUAAUAGACAAGAGUACACUGCAUACUCUGCAAUUCAAGAACGCAAAUCUUGUUAAACAAGGUCCGAAAACACACAUUGUAGCAAAUAACAAUGCAACCUUGAGCAAUUCAUCCAUACGCUGCAUUCCAUUCAAGAACCUGACUAAAGCUGUAAGCAAUGAGGCAAACGCCAAAAUCACUAGGAUUCACAUGCCUCUAGUCAGCACACCCAAUUCUACAUCACACACAUCUACAUCAAUAUCUACAAUUGCCGCGAGUACACCAAGUACAUCUGCGAGUACAGCCAAGGGAAUGUUAAAUUUGCGAAACAUUCAAAUUACAAAAAGAACCAUAACACAGCCUGGCGUGGUCUCUUCUGCAACCACAAUCACAACGCCAGCGCCAACAGAUAAAAGACAGCAAGGCACAUGUAUGGCACCAGCUAAUGUCCAACGUUGGACGCCUGUGAAUGGUGUUGCACAUACGGGAAAUCUCAAGAAACAAACAAAUUCCCCCAAUUACACACUGUCUGCUAAACAAAAUUCUACAUCUGCUCCCAGAAACUAUCAAUGACGUCACAAGGAUGUUCUGCACAUUCGCCAUACCAGCUAAUUGGGUGCCAUUGUGUAGGUUUUUUAUAUUGUUGUUAAGCUAUUUGUUAAGAGACAUCUCAUCCUCACGAUUUAAAACUAUUUCUUAAUAAACAUCUUUAAGUUUAUGUUCUCUUUUACAUUUUUAUGAUCUUUUUCAAACCACAAAUGCGAAAAUGUUCAAUAAUAUAUAUGUAACAUAAUUAAGGUUUUUUAAAAUUAAGUUGUUUCCCAAAAAUGUCAAAAAAAAAAAAAAUAACAUCGGCGUAUCAUGAAGUUCGAUGUAAGUUCGAUGCCAGGAUAUAAUGUUGAAAUAGUAUAUAAAAAAUAAAAUAUUUUUUACGUGUAAAUUAAA